AGAGCCAAGCCUCCUAAAGAACAAAAAAGUGACAGUUUUGUCUUGGCCCGCAGACAGAAAGAAAAGGAACUUCUCGAAAAUGCUGAUUUCUUAAAGCUGUACAACCAGUAUCGCAAGGUCUAUGAGUGGCAGCAACGCAACGAACAAAAAUGGCUGCACAGAGCUGUGCAGAGAAAGGUGGAUGCAACAAUGCAGGAGUAUCUGGCAGGGAUUGAUGAGAGACGAGAGAGGCUUCGUGAGCUUCUGGAGACAGAGGAAAGUAGGUACUUUGCUGAGAUGGAGUCACUUGAAGAAACGGUACUGGAGAAACAAGAGAAAAUGAGGGAGCGAGCAAAAUUACUGAGAGAGAAGAGAGAAAAAGAAAGGCAACAACUGGUGGCUGAAAAACGAGAGCAGCAAUUCAGAGAACAAUGCGAGGAGCUUCGUGUACAGCGGAUGAAGAAGCAUCAGAAGGAAUUGUGUGAAGACCAGCUGGCCCAGGUAGCUCUGAAGGAGGAAUUGAAAAAGCAACAGAAGAAGGAGGAGCAGAUGUUUGCAGAGCUUUGGAAAGAGGAUAGCUUGGCUAAGGAAAAGCGAGAGGCGGUGGAGAUGCAGAAAUCAGCAGAACAGAAUCAGAAAAUCCUGAAUGUGCUCAGUGCCCAGGUAGCGGUGCUCAGUGCUCACAAAGAGGAGAUGAAGCGGCUGAAGGAAGAAGAGGCUCGAUCGCUGGAAGAACAGCAGCAACUGCUUAAGCUAGAAAAUGAACAACUUCAGGUGGAGAAACUACAGAAGCAGAAGGAAUGCAGGGAUAUAUUGCUCAGUGCAGCACAGGACAAGAAGAAUCGUCUUAAUGAAGAAAAACAAGGUGAACUUGCCCUAGAGAUGAAGAUCUUAGAAAAAUCUCUUCAGGAACCCCAGGAAGACACUGAGGAGAAAACAAAAAGAAAACAAGAGCUGUUCAAGGAGCAACAGACUUACCUGGCACACCUGGCUCAACAGCUGGAGGAAGAGAAACAGCGAGAAAAAGAAGCGGACAAGCUCCUCAAAGAAGAAAUGGCAAAGGUUUGGGCCAAGAAGGCUGAGCGAACGCGCUUAGAAAAGGAGGCUAGAAAGCAGCUACUGAAAGAUGUCCUGGAUACAAGACAACUGCAGAUGGAGGAGAAGUCGCAGAGAAAUGCAAAGGAGCAGGAAGAACUCGCUCAAGAGAGGAAGUUAUUAGCUGAAGCAAUCACAGAACUCAAGCAUCUAGAAGAAGAAAAAUAUGCAAGAAAAGUAAAAGAAGCAAAAGAAUACCAAGAGCAACUCAGGGCUCAAAUUGCCUAUCGACAACAGGCCCGUGAUGCUGAGGAAGAAGAGAAGCAGCGAGAAUAUGAAUCGGGUUUAGCAGCAGAGCGAGCUUACCAAGAAAGGGUACAGGAUAUUCUAUCGAGGCCUUGUGAGAAACUAGCAAAGACCCACCCUUUGAGAAGAAAACUAAUGUCUAACUCUCAAGAAGCAGCUCACUUGGAGGAGCAGCGGGUGGCACAAGGACGACAGGUGGGAGCAAUCCUGCUUCUCCCCAUGGCGCUGCCCUCAACCAGCUCCCUGGAUCUGUCUCCUACAGACAUCAAGAAAGGAAACGUUCAUAAACGUGAAAACAUUGCGAACCGGGAGAG
This is a messenger RNA of Fulmarus glacialis (Northern fulmar), 1634 nucleotides long. RefSeq names its product coiled-coil domain-containing protein 11-like. The transcript has 9 exons. Lineage: Eukaryota; Metazoa; Chordata; Aves; Procellariiformes; Procellariidae. The annotation marks the transcript as partial. The record is from RefSeq and is a predicted model, not a curated record.